Salvia miltiorrhiza (redroot sage) is the source of this 321-nucleotide messenger RNA. The record is from the annotation of a RefSeq genome assembly. Lineage: Eukaryota; Viridiplantae; Streptophyta; Magnoliopsida; Lamiales; Lamiaceae.
AUGCGAGGAGAGUCUGCCCGUUCACGCCUUAGUCUUCACGUUACUGUGCCAAGUGAGGAACUCUUUCCCCAAAGCUUUAGCCGCGGGAUACCGAUUGGCCGAGGGGAGAGAUACACCGAGCGAAAGGAGCUUCUGUCCGGUAUUCGCGAAGGUUCGAAGGAGAAGAGGAAGACCGUAAGUGACAGCGGCACACACGAACAAGCGGGGAGAAACUCUUAUGCCUUAGCUAAAGGGACGGGUCCCAUAGACCAGUUCAUACUGCGACUAGGGAAUUCAAGUUACCGCGCCUUGCUCCGCCUGAGACUAGUCGGGUGCGAAUAG